AUGUGUGGGCUUGGAGAGUCAUCGGGGCAUGCACUUUCGAACUGUCAGUUUGCGGAGGAAGUUUGGAGCUGUACAAAAAUUAAACUUCCUUGUUUUCGAGACCCCCCAGGUGAGUUUAUUGAUAUUGUUUGGGCGAUCAACGAUAACUAUGGUGAGGUGAAUUGGGAAUUAUUUGCUAUCACUGCCUGGAGUCUUUGGAAUAAUAGGAACAAUGUGAGACACGGGGGACAGUGUAAAAGCCAUGAAGUGAUUGCCAGGGAGGCCGUAGAGUACUGGAAAGAAGUGCAGACUACAAGCCCGACCCAAGAAAAAACCCCUGCACCUGAUGAACACCCUUGGGCUCCCCCUAAACAGGGGUGGUAUAAGGUUAACACAGACGGAGCAAUCUUUGAGGACAUAAAGUGUUGUGGUAUAGGGGUGGUCAUUAGAAAUGAGAGGGGUCAAUUAAUGGAGGCUAUGAGCAAGAAUGUGGAACUGCCUUUGGGUGUGCUGGAAAUCGAAGCCAAAGCUGUAGAGGAAGGAGUCUUGCUAGCAUGGUAUCUUGGGCUUAAAGAGAUAAUUAUAGAAACUGAUGCUCAACAGGUGGCUUUUUCUCUGAGGAGCCAUUGUGUGUCACCGAGUUCUAUUAGGAAAAUUAUUGAAGGAAUCAUGCUGGGUCUGAGAUGCUUCAAAGCAUGGGAGGUGUCCCAUACCCGUAGGAGUGGCAAUUGUGCUGCUCACAUCAUGGCUAGACAAGCCAAGUUUUUGAAUGAGUGUAAUAUCUGGGUAGAGGAGACUCCGCCUAUGAUAGCUGACCAAAUUCAAUCUGAUGUAUCUCACUGUAUUUUGAACUCAAAUUAA
Quercus lobata is the source of this 840-nucleotide messenger RNA. RefSeq lists its product as uncharacterized. The coding region runs from base 1 to 840 and encodes 279 amino acids. The record is from RefSeq and is a predicted model, not a curated record. Lineage: Eukaryota; Viridiplantae; Streptophyta; Magnoliopsida; Fagales; Fagaceae. The transcript has a single exon. Gene Ontology annotation, molecular function: RNA-DNA hybrid ribonuclease activity; nucleic acid binding.